Molecule: messenger RNA, 321 nt
Organism: Paramecium pentaurelia
Lineage: Eukaryota; Ciliophora; Oligohymenophorea; Peniculida; Parameciidae
Source: the annotation of a GenBank genome assembly
AUGGGAUGUUGUUCCUCAUCGAAAUCUUCUAUUUAAAAUGUUUAAAAACCUAUUUUUAAAUAGGAUAGUUAAUAAUCUGAAAAUAGUUCAAUUUUUAAUGAAUCAUAAGAAAAAUAUAAGGAACAAUAAUAAGAACAAGAGACUUGUGCAAAAUCAGAUUUAAAUAAGAAGAAAACCAAUUAAUUAAUAAGUUUUAAAGUUUAAUAAGACAUGAUUCAUAAUAAGGAUGAUGUUAAUGCAAUUGAUGAUGAGUUUUUUGAAUCUAAAUAUUAGAGCAAUGUCUAUAAAAUAGAAAAAAGAAAUUCAGAUUCUGAUUAUUGA